ACCGCUGGUGUUUGUAUCCACGUGCGCGACUCCCAAUACUUAUAGCCCCGUUUGCACCUUCGGCUUCCCUUUUUAAGAUUUGCCCCGGAAGCCUGUGACCCAGGGUCGACUGAUACGCUGGGGGAUCCCCUGCAUUCGCGGGAGAUCUGGGGGUUUCCAGUCCUCAGUGACAUCGGCGACAGAACAGAGCGACAAGUGAAACGAGGAACCGUGGGGGUGCGCCGCUGCUCCUGCCCGCGGGGAAAGAUGUGGAGGAACGAACGGAGGUAUCGGUGGCUGCAAACCAUCUCGGGGAUCAUCGGCUCCGUCGCUCUAAUCUACUCGGUUUGCUACCCCGACUGGUACGGGGGGAAAGGGCUGUGGGACACGGCGGAUGUCGCACAGUUCAGCCGAGCUGUGGAAACAGAGCGUGUGCUAGGAGCAAUAGCAUGUAUGAUGGCAGGCACUUCCAUCUGCCUCUGUCUGCUGUUCCUCUUUUGCUGGGAUCCGGAAACUAACGCUAAGUCCAAGAUGAAUCCUGAACGAACACUGCACCCUGGAAAACUGCUACUUGUACUACUGAUGCCAACUGCUAUUGUAUAUCUUAUCCCAUGGUUGUCAUUCACAAUUCGUCACAAGGAACAGAUCAAGGAUGAUUUCACAAGACUUGGCUACGCAUAUUGGAUGGGGAUUUAUUCUUGUUUCACUUUGUUAGUUAUUUUGCCAAGUAUCUACUUAAAAGAACAGUGCUCACUUCCAGAACCAGCGCCUAUAAUGAACAGGACCUCGGUUUCAAGUGAAUCUGAAUGCAGUCUUGUCUAAGUGGACCAAGAAGACAGAUUAUUUUCAGAACUAGUAUGGGAAUGCGGAAGACUAAAUUUGAAAGAGCUUCUUUAGGUAUUGGAAAAGUGACAUUAUUUAAAAGGUAUUUCAAUUGUGUUGAAUACAUCUGCUGAACUAUACAAAAAAGUAACUGUAGGUGAAAAUGCUUAUGUGUGAGUAUACUCAGAUAGGUAGUAAAUACUAAUGUUAUCUAAACUAUAGUAGUCAAGUUGCAAAACCAUAAAAUGGUUCAUAAGAGGUCUGUAAUUCUUCAUCCAUCUUAAAAUAUUCAUCCACUUUAACACAGAAAACCUACAGCACAAUACAGGACUUUCGGCCCACAAAUUUGUGCUGAACAUGUCCCUACUUUAGAAAUUAAUCCCUCCUUAUGUCUUUAUAUUGUUGUCUUUCUUGCUAAGUUAUCCCAAAUGUAUCCCAAUGUACAAUUAAAUAUCUUUUUAUUUCACCCCAUUUAUCUUUUAAUUUUACUCUUUUUUUAUGACUGACAUACAAAUUUUUAGAUAUUUUAUUUCUUUUGAUGAAGUCCCAUUGUACCCAGACCUUAAUAAAAUUGUCUUUAAGCAAAAUAUAUAUAAAGUCCUUUAAAAUCCAUAUGGCCUGUUGAAGUAGCCUACUGGUGACUGUAUAGCUUUGAGUCAAGUCCUGCUAAAUGAAGGUACCAAGAAAUGAUUUCAGCUUUGUCUGUUUCAUGUAGGUAUGUUUUAAUCAAUGCACUAAGCUUAGAGAAAGUGCUCCACUGGUCAAUGUACAACACAGUAUGUGGUGAAACUGAAAUCAAUAGGCAUUAGUGAUAAAACAUGUACCAACAAGCUGAAUCCUUGAUGUAAGUUGAGAGUAACAGCCUUGCUAUCACUGCAUCUUGGGGUAAAACUGAAGUCAAUAUGCAUUGAAGGAAAAAUAUUACAGUAGCUGAAGUCAUAUCUUCAAAGGAAUUACAGUACUGUGCAAAAGUCUUAGGCACACAAGAUUUUUCAUAUUACAUGGCCACAGAGCCCCAACCUCAACAUUGUCAAGGCUGGCUGGGAUUACCUGGAGAUACAGAAGCAAGCGGGACAGCCAAAGCCUGCAGAGGAACUUCAGCAAGUUCUCCAAGAUGCCAGGGACGGCUUACCAGCUAUUUUUAAAAUAAAACUGCAUGACAAUGUACCUAAGAGAAUUGAUGCAGUUUUAUAGGCAAAAUGUGGUCACACCAAAUAUUGAUUUGAUUUAGAUUUUUUUACUAUUUACUGCUCUUUGUAGUACAUUUUUUGAUAUUUAGGAACUUUUCAUUUGAAAGCACCUUUGCUUUAUGGAAUUUUUUAUAUAUGCCUGACACUUCUGCACGGUACUGUAGGCAAGCUCCAGGGCAUCACUGGAGGAGUUCCUUGGGGCAGUGUGACAAGCCCAGCAUUUUCAGCUGUUUUCUUCAAUGAGUUUGUUUUCAUUGUGAGGUCAGAAUUGGGAACAUUAGAUCAUGUUACACAUCAGCAGUACAUUCACAACCCCACAGUAAAUGAAGUAAUCCAUACUGGAGCACAAUAAGAGUAUAAGACCAUGAUUUAUAGUAAGAACAUUUGUGUGACAGAACUUCAGGCAUUAUACACUUCCAACUCCAGAGUCACUUCCACUUCACUUCAAAGUAUUUCUACUAAAUCUUCCAUCUGCAACAUCGUAGUGCUCACCAUUGGCUAAGUGAACCAGCCACAUAAAUAAAGCAGAUUGGAGGCUGUGCAUCUUGUGACAAGUGACUCAUUUCCUGACAACAUCCACAAUGAUAAAAAAACAAGCAAGCAAAGUUCAUUAAAAAGUAGAUUGUUAUUAAAGCAGUGGGCUUUUAAUAACUGCACAUUUCUUUCUGACAUUGGUUUCUAUUUUAAAACCAAACCAAUUCUCCAAACGGCAUUGCAAAAAAAAAUGUGCAGGUUGAUGCAAGGUAACCAAUGAUGUGUUUCAAUAAGCAGAGAUGAAACGAGAGGAUGCAAAAGGCUAAAAAACCACAAAGACGUCAUGUGCAUAGAAGCAGAAACACCAGAAUUUACCCCAUUAAUGGGAACUGAUUCUAAGUGCAGAAUCCUUCUAAGCAUUUGUUUUACUGUAGUGAUCUGCAAACAUGAUUUUUCUCUCUGCCCGGCCCCCAUAUAACUCAUUUCCUUCAGCUUUUCAAGGCUUUUAGACAAUAUUGUGCUGUGAUGCAUUAUCAACUAUUGAGGGGGUUUCAGCAGGUUAUUCCACCACUGUGAAUAUCAAGUAUGAGGGAGAUCUUUACCUUACUGCACUUCAUCUCAUGCCUACACAAAGUGAUAGGAACCACCAAAUAAAGGUACAAAUCCUUAUCGACCUUUCUCUUUUUACCCUGAAAUAUAGUUGCAUUUUAGCACCUUCUGUUUACUGUUCAUAAGUAACUUGUUUUGGACAGACAAUAGAUAAAAUUCAAAAUAUUUUUGGUUUGUCCAGAAUCAUCUGAUACAUGAGCUGACUACUUAUGUAGGUAGCAUGCAUUUGAAUACUAUGCAGGAUAAAGCAAACCGGAAGCUGAUUUAAAAGAACAAAGGAAUAGAAUAUUUACCUCCAUCUGAGGUACACAUAAUAACUGAAAUGAAAUUAAUUUGUUUUGAAAGAGCACAAAAGAGAUCAGUAGUACCUUUCCGGGUGUUGAGAACCAGAGUUAUAGGUAAAGAUUCAAUAAUGGAAAUAGAUGGGUAUAGACCUUGUGCAGGCAGAUGGGAUUUGUUUAAAUUAGUAUCAUGGUUGGGGCAGAAAUUUGGGCUGAAGGGUCUGUUAUUGUGUUGUAUUCAAAUGUGGUCUCUGUUGCUUUGAAAAACAAAAUGAUUCACGACCACUUGGCUGGGGUUUUGAAAGAAACUGAUGAAAAUAUUCCUAACAAGAAAGUUCAUAGUGUCAAAUGGUUAAAAUAGCAACUAACAUAGGUUAAUCUUUAAAGUAAUCACUGUGUGCAGGAACAAAUGAUUAAACAAAUUGUAUUUCUACUUAAAAUACUGGAAUUAAUUUAAGGUUUCCAUGAUUUCAAGGUUUUCCACUGUUGGUCAGUAUAUGGCGUAAUAGGCACAAAUUAAAGUAUAGUUUUUUAUUAUUUGUCAAUGUGUCAACGUAGGAUGUAUUGGGUACUAUAGAAACAAGUGGGAAAAUAAUAUAUUGCUGGGAGUGACUAACAAAGGUGCCAGUAUA
Messenger RNA from Hypanus sabinus (Atlantic stingray), 3987 nucleotides. RefSeq lists its product as uncharacterized. The record is from RefSeq and is a predicted model, not a curated record. The transcript is spliced from 3 exons. NCBI's taxonomy places the organism in Eukaryota, Metazoa, Chordata, Chondrichthyes, Myliobatiformes, Dasyatidae. The coding region runs from base 247 to 801 and encodes 184 amino acids.